CGGCGGCCGCGGUGGCUGCUGGGGAGCGUGGGACGGCGGCGGGGAGCGGAGGACUGUUAACGUUCGUCCUGGAGGAGAGGAAGUGCCGUAGAAAUGUCGCGAAUUGAGAAAAUGAGUAUCCUUGGAGUGAGGAGUUUUGGUGUGGAGGAUAAGGACAAACAAAUUAUCAGCUUUUUUAAUCCAUUAACUAUUUUAGUGGGACCAAAUGGUGCAGGGAAGACGACUAUCAUUGAAUGUCUUAAAUACAUAUCCACUGGAGAUUUUCCUCCUGGCACCAAAGGAAACUCAUUUGUUCACGAUCCAAAGGUUGCCAAUGAAACAGAUGUCCGAGCUCAGAUUCGACUGCAGUUCCGAGAUGUAAAUGGAGAGCUCGUAGCUGUCCAGCGAUCCAUGGCUUGUUCCCAGAAAGGCAAGAAAUCAGAAUUUAAAACCCUUGAAUCUGUCAUUACUAGAACAAAGCACGGGGAGAAGGUCAGUUUGAGCUCCAAGUGUGCUGAAAUCGAUCGAGAGAUGAUCAACGCCCUUGGUGUUUCCAAAUCAGUGAUCAACAAUGUCAUUUUCUGCCACCAAGAAGAAUCCAACUGGCCAUUAAGUGAAGGGAAGGCCCUGAAGCAGAAGUUCGAUGAGAUCUUCUCAGCAACAAGGUAUAUUAAAGCACUUGAAACGCUCCGUCAGGUCCGGCAGAAACAAACCUCGAAAGUAAAGGAGUGUCAGACAGAGCUGAAAUACCUGAAACAGAAUAAAGAGAAAGCACAGGAAAUCCAGGAUCAUCUGAGCAACAGAGAGGCUCAGCUGGCUGCUUCUAAGGAGAAUGUAAAAGCAAUUGAGAGUCAGCUUGACCCUCUCAAGAGUUCUCUGGCAACAGUUGAACAGAAUCUCACCAAGGUCAUCAGGAUAGACAAUGAAGUCAAGGCACUGGAGAGCAGGAGGCGGCAGAUGGAGAAGGAUAAUCAGGAUUUGCAACAGAAGAUGGAGAAGGUGUUUCAAGGAACAGAUGAACAACUAAGGGAUAGGUACCAAAGCCACCAGAAAACAGUGAAGGAGAAGGAGAAGAGAUUAUUAGACUGUAAGCGGGAAUUAGAUCGAGCCACUAAAGAGUGCCAGAGGUUUAACAGUGAGAAAUCAGAGCUCCUUAUUGAACGAGGUCGUCUUCAGCUGGAAGCAGAUCGUCACCAGGAGCACAUCUCCAUGAGGGAUUCAUUAAUUCAGUCCUUGGCAGCACAGCUGGAAUUAGAGGGUUUUGAGCAGACACCUUUUAAUGAAUGGCACAUUACCAGCUUUCACACGUUGUUGAAGGAGAGACAGAGAAGAGAUACAGAAGCUGCGCAGCAUCUGAUGAGAGAAUUUACGCGAAAAGAAGCAAUGAAACAGAAGGAGAUAGAUGAAAAAAGAGACCAGAAAACUGGAUUAGAAAAAACCAUUGACCUGAAAUCAGGCAUUAAAGAUAAGAAACAAGUUGAGCUGAAGAAUUUGAUACACGAAUUGCGGCAGUUGGAGGGGUUUUCAGACAGAAUCCUGGAGCUGGAGCAGGAGAUUGCCAAGACAGAAAAGGAGCUGGAGAAGACUGAGAGGAGCAGCAAUGUAGAGAAACUGGAACUGGAAGUAAGGACUCUGCAGAAUGAGAAAAUAAACCUGGACAAAGCUCUUAGGAAGCUGGAUCAAGAGAUGGAACAAUUGAAUCUACAUACCACAACUAUUACUCAAAUGGAGAUGCUGAAGAAAGACAAAGCAGACAAAGAAGAGCAGAUCAGGAAAGUAAAAGCAAGGCAUUCCGAUGAACUUACAUCACUGCUGGGAUACUUUCCAAAUAAAAACCAACUUGAAGACUGGCUUCAUAGUAAAAAUAGGAAGAUUAAUCAGACAAGGGAUAAUCUUGCCAGCCUCAACAAGCGACUGGCGUCAGUGGAGUAUCACAAAACUUACGUCAGCAGUGAGCUGCGAAACAAAGAAGAGCAGUUGUCCCUUCAUGAAGAGAAACUCUUUGCUGUGUGUGGAAGCCAAGACUUCGACAGUGAUCUGAACAAGCUUCAGGAUGAAAUAGAGAAAAGCUCAAAACAGCGAGCCGUGCUUGCAGGAGCCACUGCUGUUUAUUCCCAGUUCAUCACACAGCUGACAGAGGAGAAUCAGUUGUGUUGUCCAGUUUGCCAGAGAGGGUUUGAAACAGAGGCUGAGCUGCAAGAUGUCAUCAGUGACCUGCAGUCUAAGCUGCGUCUUGCUCCAGACAAACUGAAGUCAACAGAGUCUGAGCUGAAGAGAAAAGAGAAGAAACGCGAUGAAAUGAUGAGUCUGAAACCACUGAGGCAAACUGUGGUUGAACUCCAAGCGAGGGACAUACCGGACCUGAGGAACAAGAUACAGAAUGCGAACAGGGAUUUGACAGGCCUGAAGGGUGAGAUAGAAGAGCAGGAAUCCCUCUUGCAGACAGCUUUGUCUGAGGAGGAAGGUGCCAAGGCACGUUUACAAGAUAUAACUCUAAUGGAAAGGUACCAGACUGAUAUUAGGGAUGUUGACCGUAAAAUUGCUCAGCAGGAGGCUAAGCUGCUAGGGGUCGAUCUAAGUAGAACUGUUCUACAAGUAAGCCAAGAAAAACAAGAGAAAAAGCACUUGUGGGAUACAGUUACUGGUAAAAUUGAGUUAAACCAGAAACUGAAGCAAGACCAACAAAAUCAGAUCCAGCAGCUGAAGAGCACCAUUAAUGAGCUUAAAGCAGAGAAGCUUCAGAUUUCCAGCAGCAUGCAGCGUCGUCACCAGCUGGAGGAGCAAACAGUGGAAUUAAGCACUGAGGUUCAGGCCUUAAGCAGAGAGAUCAAGGAAGCAAAAGAACAGGUACUUCCCUUGGAUACAACUUUAGAAAAGCUGCAGCAGGAGAAGGAGGAUCUAGUGAAUAAAAGGACUACAAGUAAUAAAGAAACACAGGAUAAGAUGAAUGGCAUAAAUGAGAAAGUUAAAGAUAUCAACAAGUAUGUGAAAGAAAUUGAAAACUAUAUUCAAAAAGGAAGAUAUGACUAUAAAAAGCAAAAGGAGUCUGAACUUAAUGAGGUGAAUUCUCAGUUAGCUGACUGGGAGAAACAGAAGGAAAAGAUAAGUAAAGAGAUGGAAACGAUUCGACAGGAUAUUGACACUCAAAAGAUACAGGAAAGGUGGCUGCAGGAUAAUCUUACUUUGAGGAAACGGAAUGAAGAGCUCAAAGAUGUUGAGGACAAUAUAAAACAACUUGUGAGGGAGAUGGGAGAAAUGAAAGUCCCGGAAAUGAAAAAUGAACAGAAACAGCUAGAGGAGAAAAUCGAAUCUCUGAAAAGAAACCAUCAUGUUGCCCUUGGUCGGCAACGUGGAUUUGAGGAGGAGAUUGUCCGGUUUAAAAAGGAACUUCGAGAGCCGCAAUUCAAAGAUGCAGAGGAAAAAUAUGGGGACAUGAUGAUUGUCAUGAGAACAACAGAGCUAGUGAACAAAGACCUGGACCUUUAUUACAAGGCUCUUGAUAAAGCAAUAAUGACAUUUCAUAGCAUGAAGAUGGAAGCAAUCAACAAAAUAAUCCGUGAACUUUGGCGAAACACCUACAGAGGACAAGAUAUUGAGUAUAUAGAAAUUCGUUCUGAUGCUGAUGAGAAUGUCUCAGCCUCUGAUAAAAGAAGAAGUUACAAUUACAGAGUGGUAAUGGUAAAGGGAGGUACAGCGAUGGAUAUGAGAGGAAGAUGUAGUGCUGGGCAGAAGGUGCUUGCUUCUCUUAUUAUCCGUCUUGCUCUGGCAGAAACUUUCUGCCUCAACUGCGGCAUAUUGGCACUGGAUGAGCCUACUACCAACCUUGAUCGAGAAAACAUUGAGUCUCUUGCCCAUGCCCUCACGGAGAUAAUAAAAAGCCGCUCCCAACAGCGUAACUUUCAGCUUCUGGUGAUAACUCAUGAUGAGGAUUUUGUUGAACUUCUGGUUCGUUCUGAAUACGUGGAAGCUUUCUACAGGAUAAGGAAGAGCGUGGACCAGUGCUCUGAGAUCAUAAAAUGCAAUGCCAGCUCCCUGGGCUCGUACGUUCAUUAGGAAUUUAAGUAAUUCCAUGUUACAGGCCAGCUUGGCUGCCUGACUCUGUAAGGGGUCAUACGAAAGCACCUGAAAAUAUAGUUCCUUCGUAUUAUAUGUUAUUGAGGGUUUGUAGCAAUUUUAGCUAAAACCUGAAACUAUUGAACGUCUAAGCUUUUGCAUAAAUCUGUGUCUGGGUUUUAAGGAUCACCACAAUCUGGACCCGUUAAGCACCACGGACAGAGGCAGACCCAGGACCAGCCUGUGCUGAGCCCCUCACUUUCAUGAUACCAUCACCAACACCUAAAGGGUCUGGGCAUCUGCACCAAAAGAGACAACACCCAACAACAGCAGAGGUCUCAUUCUGCAUCUCAAUAGCUGAUGUUUUUCAGUGCCUCCGUGGCCAGGGAGUUAGGUGGACCUGGGGAAAGGUGCCUUAAAGGGUAAGGACACAAACUGAGCAUUUGAACUAAGGAUGAUUUCCACCUGAAUUUUGUGAAACUGCAAGUCACUAGAACCAGGGAAACCACUCAGGUAAGCAAAUGAAUGGGACUUCCUAGCAAUUACGCUCUUUCACCAGUCCCCUGAUAAAGCAAUUAACACCAGACCAGGAAGAGGGGGAGGAGAAGGCAAAGGAAAAUGCUACACCAUGCAUUACAUAGGCAGUUUUAACUAAGAAUCUUCACUGACUCUAGCACUACUUCCUGAAGGGGAAUUUUCUUGCAGAUACAAUCAACAGGAAAAAAAAUUACUUUGAAUUUUCAAUUUUUCCUGUCCUACCAGUUUUUGUUUUAGCGUGACACAUACAUCCCAGCUCAUGAGCAUCGCAUCAGCUUCAGAAGCAACUCCUCAACCUUUGUGAAUUCCGUGCCUUUUCCCCCUGGCCCCAACUUAAAGCCAUGGCUGGCAAUCCCUCUCUAAAGUAGUUUGAGCCACAGGAAGCUGGGCUGCGGAUGGGCAGAGUCAGCCACCCCCAGCGCCACGUCAGGGGGAUCCCUGCUCCACCACCACACUUCCUGCCUCAGCACACAGUGACAGCUGCUGCAGCAGCUGCCUGGGCUCCCGGCUCGGUCUCCUCCAGCCUUGUCCUGCAGGUAAAGGACUGAAGGUGAGGGGACAAGAGGAGCAGGCUAUCAGGGAGAAGGGGUUGUUGCCCCUUUGUGAUGCUGCUACAUAAAGUUCAAUGCUGUUUGUAAUGCAGAACCCAGCAGAGGUGUUUUAAGGCAAGCGAGGCACAGAUUUAUUGCGGUAGCUCAUUGUGCAGGUGGCAAAGUGGUGAAGAAACCGGCUCUGCACUUGCCCUUGUGGUUUGGCUGGAUUUCCAGCAGAGAAACCCCGGCACAGGAGUGCCUCUGUUCUCCACAUAAAAGCAUCAUAGAAUGACAUACUGGUUUGGGUUGGAGGGGACCUUAAAGCUCACGCAGUUCCAAUCCCCUGCCAUGGGCAGGGACACCUUCCACUGGAGCAGCUUGCUCCAAGCCCCAUCCAGCCUGGCCUUGAACACUGCCAGGGAUGGGCAGCCACAACUCUGUACAAUGCAGGCACACACCUUCAGAAGGAGGGCACAGCCGCAGGCAGACACAGCUCAGAUAUACCACAGUUUAAGAGCCUAAAGUACCAACCAAAAAUACCUUUGCAUGCUGUCACAGAAGCAUCACUGAGUACAAUUGCAGCAGGCCCAGAAGUCCAACCUGGCACAGUGAUUUCAGAGCCAGCGAGGCACCCAGCACCCAUCUGGAUGGACAAGUGUUGACAGGGAAGGGUUGGCUGGGUAUAAUCCCUUCCAAAGGAUGCGGGGCUGACGCAGCCUCAACUGUGGCCAAUACUCUCAGAGCCGGGGAUCUGCAGCAUCUGGAGGGCUGCAGCAUGCACCAGUGCACCACUCAAUUGAGCGACUUGCCUCUCACAGACACCGCAGCAUUAAUUUCUUCACUAACAUCACAUUUUUGGUUUAUCUGCACUUAACAGGUUGGCAGCUGCUUUCACUAGAACAAAGAGAAGGUUCAGGACACCCCUGUCUGAGCGGCCUCAUUUCUGAGUGGAAUUGAUGCUAUUUAAAUUAAAUAUCUUUACAGUUAGUGGAAAAUCAACACUUUGAUUUGCUGAUGUUUCUUUCACUAUUACUUGUGCAGCACAACACUGCUGCCUGCUUACUGCCUGCUGCAAAGGCAAACACGGCCCAAAGCACUUCAGGUACUUAAAGAUUCAGGGAAGAUGAAUUUGUACCUUCUUUUCCCCACCAAAACUGCUUUCUGACCUGCUUGAAGUAAGCAGUGACUUACGGAACACAUAACUGGCUACUGCCCGGAGCAACCUGUCUGCAGCUUCCAGUGGUGAGGUCCAGUUCUGCUCCUGCAGGCCACCUUUUAGGCAAGCACAGCUCUUGCAUGCCCUAAAAGCUACAACUAAAGUUACAAAUGCAGUUAUCUGCAAAUAACCACCACAAACCAAACCCGUCAACAGAGACGAUGCUUCCAAAAGCUUCAUCAUUUCACUUCGAUAGCAUUUAAAUGUCACAUUAAAUAUCAUUUCUAAUCUA
Molecule: messenger RNA, 6550 nt
Organism: Melopsittacus undulatus (budgerigar)
Lineage: Eukaryota; Metazoa; Chordata; Aves; Psittaciformes; Psittaculidae
Gene: RAD50
Product: RAD50 double strand break repair protein
Exons: 26
Coding region: 94-4032 (1312 amino acids)
Biological process (GO): telomere maintenance via telomerase; telomere maintenance via recombination; double-strand break repair
Cellular component (GO): Mre11 complex; nucleus; condensed nuclear chromosome
Molecular function (GO): double-stranded telomeric DNA binding; single-stranded telomeric DNA binding; ATP hydrolysis activity
Source: RefSeq, a predicted model, not a curated record